AUGCCCAGUAAAAAACCCAACAUUGUUUUUAUUCUGGCGGACGACUACGGCUGGAAUGACAUUGGUUAUCAUGGGUCAUUCAUACAAACUCCAAACCUUGACAGCCUGGCAUCAGAGGGAGUUACGUUAGAGAAUUACUAUGUGCAGCCCAUAUGUAGCCCGUCAAGGUGCCAGCUCAUGACAGGCAGGUAUCAGAUUCACUACGGGAUGCAACAUAGUGUAAUUACUAGCGACCGCCCCCAUGGUCUGCCUUUAGAUGAAAUUACCCUACCCCAGAAGCUAAAGGAAAAUGGGUACAGCACUUAUAUCGUGGGCAAAUGGCACCUUGGAUUCUACAGAAAGGAAUACAUGCCACUGCGCAGGGGAUUUGAAAGGUUUUACGGUUACCUGACCGGAGGUGAGGACUACUGGACACAUCGGAGGCCGAACCUUUUUGCAAAGGAUCCAAACGCAUUUCACGGGCUUGACUUACGAGACCAAGACAAACCUGUCCUUGAUCAAAAUGGAACCUAUUCUACCAACCUGUUUGCUUCAAAAGCUAUCGAAGUCAUACGGAAUCAUCCGCAGAACAAGCCGAUGUUUCUCUACCUGCCAUUUCAAGCUGUCCAUUCACCUCUCGAAGCACCCCGAGAGUACAUUGACAUGUACAAAAACGUAAAGAAUACCCUUGUCAGGACAUAUGCCGCCAUGGUGACAGCGAUGGAUGAGGCAGUGGGGAAUGUUACUGACGCCUUGAGAAAGACGGGAUUGUGGAACGAUACAGUUCUCAUCUUUUCUACAGAUAACGGUGCUAGGAGAAACGCUGGAAGUAACUGGCCGCUAAGAGGUUGGAAGAGUACCCUGUGGGAGGGAGGAAUACGAGGUGUUGGUUUUGUUACCAGCAAACUACUGAAGAAAGCAAAACGAAGAAGUGAUGCUCUUAUUCACAUCUCUGAUUGGUUCCCUACUCUACUUCGUAUCUCUCGUGCAUCAACAAAUAACACAAAGUCUUUGGAUGGAUUUGAUGUGUGGGACGCAAUAAGCAUGGGCUCACCUUCUCCACGGAAAGAAAUCCUCCACAACAUUGACCCUCUCCAACGGCGAUCAAAAUCCUCAUCUUCACACUUGUGGUCUGAUGACAUUUUUGACACCUCUACUUACGCUGCUAUUCGGUCCGGGAACUGGAAGUUGCUGACAGGUUAUCAAGACCUGGGAGGCUGGAAACAUCGAGGCACAUCAGGAAAUCAUUUUGAAGAGCCAGAAGACUCGCAUGACAAGCACCUAUGGCUGUUUAAUAUUCGUGACGACCCACAGGAGAGAACAGAUUUGUCUGAAAAGUACCCUGAUGUUGUGAAAGUGCUCCUAAACAAGCUAGCGUCAUACAACAAGACUGCUGUCCCACCAUUUUGGCCACCUCCUGACCCUAGGGCAAAUCCUGCAUUACAUGGAGACCUUUUUGGGCCAUGGCUUUAG
Messenger RNA from Branchiostoma belcheri (Belcher's lancelet), 1452 nucleotides. RefSeq names its product arylsulfatase B-like. The coding region runs from base 1 to 1452 and encodes 483 amino acids. Lineage: Eukaryota; Metazoa; Chordata; Leptocardii; Amphioxiformes; Branchiostomatidae. The record is from RefSeq and is a predicted model, not a curated record. The transcript has 8 exons.